AGUGAUUAUUUGCAGUGGCGCUUUGUGCCUUUAAAUCCCUGUUUGUUCACUUAGUGAUUAUUAACUAAGCAACAAAACACACCAAGGUCACUUCUGUUUAAAACGGACAUUUACUCUACAAAUACAAGAAAAUUUCACCUCGUGGACGGAUUUAUUUACAGCAAGUUGCAGUUUACUGGGAGAACUUUUUAUAAUUGAGGAUCACACCUUUGUUUGUUUCAGUAAAGUAUCAGUAAGUGUAAAGUAUCCUUGAGUUUUAAGCUGCGUUUUAUCCAAGGAUUCUGGAGCAUUGCGCAUGACCUGGGCUCCUUCCCAUACAGCACACUAACAUACUAAAUAUAGGUUGUAGCCUCCACAUGCAUUACCAAAGCACUUCAUACUAUUUAGCAAGGUAGGUAGGAUAAUGGUUUGGACGUAGCCACUGUCACAUGGCACUCAUGGAUCUUUGAUGAAGGCUACUUUGAUGUUGACUAUGGAUCAACAGAACAUGGCGAGUUUAAGGGUGAACUCGGGAUGCCAAAGAUUUGGACCAUACCGACAUGAAUUGUCUGUAGAGCACAACAGCAAUGAUCUGGAUAAUAAAGACACGUUCAAAAGCCUUGACAUAGAAAAUAAGCCCUUAAGAACAUCAGGGAGUGUAAAAGGGACCCCAGCAGUUUCUGAAGACAAAAUCCCUACAGUGUUGGGGCUUCAGCUGGCAAUAGCACAAGGUCCGGACCGGCUUCCUGCUGACAAGAACACACAGGAAGUUCUGUGCGGGAAACUGCGUGUGCUGGAGGCUGACCUCUGCAAUAUUACAUCCUUGCUCUCUGAAUUCUCUGCUCAUCUGGUGUCCAUCAACAGUGAGGAAAGAACCAUAUUCAUCACUUUUAAAUCAUUUGAGGAAAUAUGGAAGUUCACCACAUACCACAGAAUGGGUUUCCUACGUCAGUGUUUGGGGAAUGUUCUUUUGAACCAAGAAUUCUGGCUUAAUGCUUUAGACCAGGAAGGCUCGGGAAUUGAGGUGUCAUUUAAUGAGGAGGCUCUUAAUCAGAUGUACUUAGGCUUUCUGAUGCAAGAAGGCUCAUUUUUUGGGAGUUGCACAGUGAAUCAGAUGUUUGACAGCUCCACAUCAGGCAGUGAUCUUUAUCUUGAGAUGGGUGAUAUUGCUCUGUUUGAGCCUCCGUUCCUGGGCUCGGGCUGGACUGUGCUAUCUCUGGCAGACGGAUCAAGAGGGACUAAAGCUCGGCCAGCACUGGAACCUGUCAUCCCAUUUCAUGAGUGGUUUCUGAAGUCCUGUCCUGAAUGGGUUUUGGUAGGCAGUGGAAAAACAUGCUCAAAUGUCCCAUUUCAAAUUGCUGUAGGUAUCUGUGAGGCUACAGAGGUGUAUGAUGGUAAUGGCCCCGAUGAGCUCAGUUUUGAGGCUGGUGAUCGCAUCAUCAUCACAGGCCUACUAGUAAACUGUUUUGAGUGGUUCAUGGGCAAGCUGGAGAGGACUGGUGAUACGGGACUUGUGAAAACAAGCCUUGUAAAAGCAACUGAUUCUCUUUCUGAAUCUGAUGAAAUCUAUAUGAAAGAAGAAAACAAGAACAUUUUCAACUUGGAACAAGAGACGAUUAAAAAAGAAACUAUUGCUUUUUUAAAGAAAACUUGCCAAAGCAAUCUUACUACAGUCUACAAACUUGAAGAGGUGAGAUACCUUAUUUGUAUAUGGCGAGUCGAAAACAGACAGGAGCAGUUAGAAGAAUGCAGACGUAAAAUAGCACCAAAAAAGGAUUCAGCAAAUUCAAGGUCAAUUGAAGAUGGACCCAGCAACGGUGAAUAUGCAGACAGAAAGAGAAAUAUCACCAAUAUUUUGGGUGAAAUAAGGGAUCAUCUUCAAAAUGAGCAGACACAAGACAGUGAGAGGCUCCAAACAGAUGAGCAGAUCGGAUCCACAGCGUCACCCAACGAAAUCCCUUAUUUUACUGUUUGUUCAGAACAGGAUGGUGCCGGUCCAGAUGGAUACUGUUCCCUUCUGUCCUUUUUAAGCAGCCGGGAUCACCAGCCUGAGUUUCAGCUUCUCUAUGCUGCGUACCCAGAAUUCCUCCAGUUGCAUUUCCAGGGCCACAGUGAUGAGGAGGAGCUGGUAGCAUAUUUAGGUGUGGUUCGGGAAAUAGCCAGAAAAAAACGGAUGUCAUGGGCACAGAGCAGAAUCUGUUUUCUCUUGGGACAGUUGUGUGCAGGAAGGUCAAAGUUCUCCCAGGCUCGUGUCUAUUAUGAGGAAGCGUUAAGCAUACCCAGAGACUAUUUUACAGACAUCUACCUUCUCUCUGCUAUCUACUCUAACCUGGCUCUCAUUUAUCUCACACAAAAAAAUGCAGAGAAGUAUCUUGCUGUAUCUGAACGCUUUGCUGCUUUACUACUGGCAGACUGUAACUAUUUAUCUGGCACAGAAGACCCUGAGGUGUUGAAGUUUGCACUGAAAAAGGCUGUUUUGUCCCAGAACAAAUCUGCAGAAGCCCGCGUCUGUUUCCUGCUGUCCAAAUUUUAUCUGAAGCUUGGAGAAGGGAUGAGUGCAGUGCCUUUCAUUGAGCGGCUACAGAUUUUGGCAGAUGAGAUGCCUGGAACUUGUGACAAGAUGCAAAGUCAUGGUUUUUUACUUUUAGCAAGGCUUUAUAGUGACUACGGUCUUCUUCACCUAGCUGAGAGCUCAGCACAGCAAGCAUGUCAACAGGUGUCUUCAUCAGUCACUGAUUGUUUCUGCAGCAUCUCUUUGCUGUUAGAGAAUGCCCGAGAACUGUAUGGUGUAGACAUCCCAGCACAAGUGGCUCCAUGUUUGACUCGAGCUGCUGCUUUAGAAUCUUUUGACAUGGAGCCCAGUAUUUCACAUGCCUAUGCCCUGUGCCUGUCUUGGCUCUUCCACAAACAUGGCAUGCCUAAAAGGGCAGUUCAGUACAUGUGUGACUUCCUCAACCAUGCCUCUGCUACCGUGCUCAGCCACUCUGAUGCCAGCGCUGCACUUAUCUGGGUGGCAUGGUUGUAUAUCUGUGACCUGCAACCCCACAGUGCUCUGGAUGUCCUGGACUCAGUCCUGUCCUCCCUCCCCGAGCACUGUACAACCCGGCUGGAGGGUGUCAUUUAUAAUAUGCGUGGCAUCACUUUGAGACAUACCGGUGAUGUCAAACAAGCUGCAGAGAACUUCCAUGCUGCAGUCGAUGUCUGUGAGGAGUUUGAAGACAGAUGCAACUGGGCCAUAGCACUUGCAAACUUGGGCUUCUUGAGUUUACAGGCCAAUGUGGAAAGGGCAGCAGAAGAACAGCUCACGCAGGCAAUAGAGCUAUUCUGUGAGCUAGAGGAUGAAGAUCAUGAGCUGAACUUUGUUGUUGUGCUUCUAGCGCUUGGAAAGCUUUAUGUCUCGCAGGGUUUUUGUGAGAAAGGAAAGGUCUACUAUGAGUGGGCCCUGCUGACUUCCAUCCUUUAUGAUAACUCAGAGAGCCAGCUGCAAGCUACCCGUCACCUGUGCAUGCUGUACAGUGAAGCAUGUCCUGAUGAAGCUCAGUGCAUCAUUUACAAUGAACACCAGCUGAACCUGCUUCAGCAGACAGGAGACAGAACCCUGGAGGCAGAGAUAUUGGAAAAGAUCAGUCUGCUGUACCUCAGCCUGGGUACAGAGAAGGCAAAUAGAUGUGCUCUGGACUACACCAAAAGAAGCAUAGGGAUCUACAUUGACAUGGGGAUGAAGAGGAAAGUGGCUCACGGCUGGCUUCAGGCAGGAAAAAUCUACCACAUCCUCAAACAGACUGAGCUGGUGGAUCUCUAUGUGCAGGUAGCGCAGGACAUUGCUUUAAGCACAGGAGACACAUUAUUCAUUGUGGAGCUGCUGGAGGCAGCUGGGGACAUGUUCUAUAACACCACACAGGAUAGAGAGAAAGCUGUCUGCUUCUACAGGGAUCGAGCUCUCCCGAUCGCAGUGAAGACAAGCAGUGUGCGUUGUCAGCUCAGGUUGUGUAAUAAGCUAGCAGAGUUGCUGCUCCAUUUGGGACAGUAUCGAGAAGCUCUGGAGUAUGCACAGACUGCAUUAGAGAUCAGUGUCAAUCUGGCUGACCAUUUGAACGUGCGUGUGGCGUUCCAUCGGCUGGCUACGCUCUACCACUGCCUGAGUCAGUUUGAGCUGGCUGAGCACCACUUCCUCAAGGCGCUCUCACUCUGUCCCUCACCCAUGCAGUUUGAUGAGGAAGCUCUGUACUAUGUCAAAGUCUAUCAAACUCUAGGUGACAUUAUCUUCCAUGAUCUAAAGGACCCAUUUGAUGCAGCAGGUUAUUACCAUCUUGCCCUGGCAGCUGCCAUGGACCUUGGCAAUAAAAAGUCUCAGCUUGAGCUGUGCACUCGCCUGGCCACUAUCUACCACAACUUCCUCAUGGAUCGUGAGCUUUCCCUGCACUUCUAUCAACGGGCCCGUGCCUUCGCUGCUGAUCUCAAUAUCCGCCGCAUCAACCUAUCACCAGACCAGUGUUUUCGCACCACAUCCCAAUACAGGAUCACAGCCUCGCAGGAGACGAGCUAGACAAUCAAACACUACUGAGAAAACAGAAACCUAAACUGAACUGAAGCACAACACUGUAAUGUUUACAGUCUUCUGACCAGAUGUUUUAUGUAGUGGUUCAUUUACUUUUAUUUGUGUUGACUGGCUCACUAAUAUUUGAAGUCAGAAAUUCUAACUGAUUCAACAUUUCCUUAUAUCGCUCCAGGAGUCGAUUUUAAAAGUGACAACUAAAUGAUAAAACUGAAGCACAUGACUGAAAAAAUCAAUCCACAUUAAGUUGAAUAAUAACAAUAAUAAUAAUAAUAAUAAUAAUAAUAAUAAUAAUAAUAAUAAAUACAGCAUCUUUGUUUAUGUACAUGUUCAAGCCUUUAAUGAGCCAUUAUUUCAUUUGGCAAGCUAAAGUUACGGCAUUUUUAUAUUGCUAAAAUGUGAUUGUGUGUGUGUGUGUGUGUGUGUGUGUGUGUGUGUGUGUGUGUGUGUGUGUAGCCCUUAAAUGGAUCCAGGGUGUAUUCCUGCCUCAUGUCCAGUAUUCCUGGGUUGGGCUCCAGAUUCACCUCAACCCUGACCAUGAUAGAUUGAUUACUGAAAUAUACCACAUCCUCAAACAGAGGGAAAGAAAGAAUAAACCAAUGAAUAUUAAUAGAAACUAGACAAUUAAAGGCAAUGCUUUAAAUGUAACUGUAACCUAAACAAGAAUGGAAUAAUAUGCUCUGGUUAACAUACAUCUGGAUCUGGCUUUUAAAUGAUAACAGUUUUACAGAUGGUACUUAUGUAACACCCAAAUGAAAGACCAGCUUCAAGAGCAAAUCCUAAGCCCUUCAGAGCAGCCCAACUUUUUUGUGCUUGCACUAAAAACAUAUAUAAAAUAAAUUUUAAUUGUUUAUAUCAGGCAGAGUAUCCAAUGUAAAUUCCCUUUACAUUUUGUUAGAAAAAAACAUUCAUUAAGAAAUGGACAUUUAGUUCUUCAUAUAAAUAUAAAAAAAACCUGCUUUAAUGCAUGCACAGCUUUAAUAUUGUUAAAUCACUAAUGCAUUAAGCCUGGGUAUUCAGUCCCAUCGGUUUAACCCCCUGAAAUCAAGUGAAAACAAAGAGAUGCUCUGUUUUCACUAAGUGCUGAAAAUGACUAAUGUUACAGUUUCAAAUAAAUAUCUUCAUGGCUGGUGAGAUCCCACAAGUCAUCCUGAACUGCUCUUCUCAGUCCAAGCAAACACCAAAAGCUAAAACUCUGACACUUGCAAGUGUGUAUGCGUUAACACGACAUGACCAACAUGUGUUGCAUAGGUGUCUGGAAUGAGCUCUUCAGAUGGACCAUAAACUCUUCUUCACAACAGAGGCAGCCAUGUGAGAACACCACAAGACCUCGUCACGUUCUUUUAAAAAACACAUCCAUUCUUUUUUAGUCCAAGACUGGAAGGAGG
Tachysurus vachellii is the source of this 5922-nucleotide messenger RNA. Its product is annotated as SH3 domain and tetratricopeptide repeat-containing protein 1. Lineage: Eukaryota; Metazoa; Chordata; Actinopteri; Siluriformes; Bagridae. Bases 449 to 4525 code for a protein of 1358 amino acids. Gene Ontology annotation, molecular function: protein binding. The record is from RefSeq and is a predicted model, not a curated record. The transcript is spliced from 19 exons.